This is a messenger RNA of Ziziphus jujuba (common jujube), 2057 nucleotides long. RefSeq lists its product as uncharacterized. NCBI's taxonomy places the organism in Eukaryota, Viridiplantae, Streptophyta, Magnoliopsida, Rosales, Rhamnaceae. Gene Ontology annotation, molecular function: ATP binding; heat shock protein binding. The transcript is spliced from 12 exons. The coding region runs from base 172 to 1809 and encodes 545 amino acids. The record is from RefSeq and is a predicted model, not a curated record. Gene Ontology annotation, cellular component: cytoplasm. Gene Ontology annotation, biological process: protein refolding; response to heat.
AAAACAACAAAAUAAACAAAAAGAGCCAAACCUUUUCAUUCAUUCUCUCUUUAAUCUUUCUCUCCCAUCUCUCCGACAUUUAGCGGCCAAAAACAUGAACGAAUUCAGGCGCUUCUUCGUAUUUUGUUAGAAUUAGAAACAAACAAACAACAUUGCAUUCGCAGCGGCUUCAUGGCAGCCUCCUCCGCCUCUCUCUCCCUCCGUCCCUCAUCGUCGCUCAGCUUUGUUUCCGACCGACCUUACCUUCUUAUCCCAUCAUCCACCUCUGCUUCUUCAUGUUCUUCUUCUUCUUCUUCUUCCUUCCUAUUCCUUGGGACCCACCAGAGCUUCAUUUCUCUUUAUUCUUGCUCUCCUUCUUCUACGAAAUUUAAUUCGAGGGUCUCCGCUAAACGGGGGUUUGGACCAGUGAUUACUGCUUCUGGGGACUACUAUGCCACUCUUGGGGUUCCCAAAUCUGCAAGUGGCAAGGAAAUCAAAGCUGCCUAUCGAAGGUUAGCUCGCCAGUACCACCCUGAUGUCAACAAGCAACCUGGAGCAACUGAAAAGUUUAAAGAAAUUAGUGCUGCAUAUGAGGUGUUAUCAGAUGACAAGAAGCGAGCUAUGUAUGAUCAAUAUGGUGAAGCUGGAGUUAAAAGCACAGUAGGGGGAGCAUCGAGUGCCUAUACGGAUCCAGUUGUUGGUAUUAGUCAGGGUCUCUGUAGCCUGUGCCUGGCCAUUCUUCUUGCUGUAUUUCAUGUUGAUCGAGCAUCAUGGUCAUUUUAUCAUACAACUUUAGUUUUUGGUACUAAUCCAUUUGAUUUAUUUGAGACAUUCUUUGGGCCAAGCAUGGGUGGAUUUGCUGGUAUGGACCAAUCUGGUUUUGGAACACGUCGUCGUAGUACUGUUACUAAGGGUGAAGACAUACGUUAUGACAUCACAUUAGAAUUUUCUGAGGCUAUAUUUGGAGCAGAAAAAGAAUUUGAACUUUCUCAUAUGGAAACAUGUGAAGUUUGCAUGGGAAGUGGAGCAAAAGUGGGUACCAAAAUGAGGAUAUGUUCAACAUGUGGAGGAAGGGGUCAAGUUAUGAGAACUGAGCAAACACCUUUUGGAUUAUUUUCCCAGGUUUCUGUGUGUCCAACUUGUGGUGGAGAUGGUGAAGUCAUUUCUGAAUCCUGUAGGAAAUGUUCUGGUGAAGGACGUGUUCGAGUUAAGAAAAAUAUUAAAGUUAAAGUCCCUCCUGGUGUUACCGCAGGCAGUAUUCUCAGAGUUGCUGGGGAGGGUGAUGCUGGGCCUAGAGGGGGCCCUCCUGGGGAUCUUUAUGUAUAUCUUGAUGUAGCAGAAAUAGCUGGAAUUCAAAGAGAUGGCAUCAAUCUCUCUUCAACGGUAUCUAUUAGUUAUCUAGAUGCCAUAUUGGGGGCUACAGUGAAGGUAAAGACUGUUGAAGGGACUAGUGAACUACAAAUUCCACCAGGCACUCAACCUGGGGACACUCUUGUCCUUGCAAAGAAAGGUGCACCAAAACUGAACAAGCCAUCAAUACGUGGUGACCAUUUAUUUAAAAUUAAAGUCACCGUUCCUAAUCGUGUCAGUGUCAAGGAGCGUGAAUUGCUUGAAGAACUAGCUUUGCUGAGUAAUACUACCGCCAGCCGCUCACGAAUCCGUCCUAAAACCCAACCAGCAAGUGAGGCCAAGAGUACAGGAAAGCAGGUGGGAACUGUUGAGGAGAAAACUGAAGAAUCGGGAGAUGAAAAUGAUGUAUGGAAAAAGUUAAAAGAUUUUGCUGGGUCUGUUGCAAAUGGAGCUGUAAAAUGGCUGAACGACAACCUGUAAGGGCAGUAAUCUUUUAUUAGGUGUCCAAACUGUAUCGUCCCUCUAUACGGAUUUGGUUUAUUGAAUUUUUCUACCUCUGGGAUUUUUAUUUUUAUUUUGUUUUUAUUUUUAUAUUUUUUCAGAUGCGUGACUUAGUAAUACUGUACUGGAGAAAUCAAUUGUGCUCUUCUCAGAUAUUCUUUUAUUUGAUUUUACUUGUAAAUUUAUUAACCAGCAAAUUCAUACAAACUAAUCUGCUGUAAGGUACC